Messenger RNA from Cetraspora pellucida, 214 nucleotides. The record is from the annotation of a GenBank genome assembly. Lineage: Eukaryota; Fungi; Glomeromycota; Glomeromycetes; Diversisporales; Gigasporaceae.
AGAAGAAGUGAAAGAAAUUCAAGUUGUUAAAGAAGUAGAAUUCGUAUAUGAGAAUGAAGAUGCUAUAAUUAGAGAGAAAAUUGAUGCUAUAAUUAGAGAGAAAAUUGAUGCUAUAAUUCAGAAAAACAUAAUGAAUGAAGAAUUAGAAAGUACUGAUAAAGAGGAUAUAAAUGUCACUACUGAGGAGUUAGAUCCACAAAGCUCAUCUGAUUAA